AUGUGACUGUGGCCGAUGGAGGAGCUUUGUCUAUGGGAAGGCUGGUUCCCACGUCGUGGAAGUGAAAAGGAUACAUUUCCUUUGGCUCCGAGGCCCAUUCAUCAGGAUCCUGGUUCCCUUUCUCCCUCAAACUUAGCUGCAGCUGCAGUCCCAAUGGCAGAACUAUCGGCACAUUUUUCACAGGUCCCGCGUGGGCAACUGAAAGAGAAUGCUUCUGACAAUCAGCUGACCAAUACUAAUGUCAACAACGAAAGACGACAACAGGAGAGUGGUGACCGGAGAUCUAAUAAUCCUACUCCAGCAACUAAUGGACAGCCACAGCAAAGGCCUCGACAAGUGGUGGAGCAAGAUGAGGAGGAAGAGGAAGAGCUGACACUGAAAUAUGGGGCCAAGCAUGUGAUCAUGCUCUUUGUGCCCGUCACAUUGUGUAUGGUAGUUGUGGUUGCAACUAUCAAGUCUGUCAGUUUCUAUACACGCAAGGAUGGGCAGCUAAUCUAUACUCCAUUUACAGAAGACACAGAAACUGUUGGACAAAGAGCUCUGAAUUCUGUUCUCAAUGCUGCCAUCAUGAUUAGUGUCAUUGUUGUCAUGACUGUACUCCUGGUUGUGCUUUAUAAAUAUAGGUGCUAUAAGGUGAUCCAUGGUUGGCUCAUUGUUUCUUCCCUCUUUUUGCUUUUCUUUUUCUCAUUUAUUUACUUAGGGGAGGUUUUUAAGACCUAUAACGUUGCCAUGGAUUACAUUACUGUGGCACUCAUGAUUUGGAACUUUGGGGUGGUUGGAAUGAUCUGCGUUCACUGGAAAGGCCCGCUCCGUCUUCAACAAGCCUACCUCAUUAUGAUAAGUGCUCUAAUGGCCUUGGUGUUUAUAAAGUAUCUUCCGGAAUGGACUGCUUGGCUCAUCUUGGCAGUCAUCUCGGUAUAUGAUCUGAUUGCAGUAUUGUCUCCCAGAGGGCCUCUCCGUAUGCUAGUAGAAACAGCUCAAGAAAGAAAUGAAACUUUGUUCCCAGCACUCAUUUACUCAUCAACAAUGAUAUGGCUAGUAAAUAUGGCUGAACAAGAUCCCGAAGUCCAGAAGGGAGCUUCUAAAAAUGCCACUUGCAAUCAGCAAGUUACAGUGAAUCAAAACCAGAAUGCAGGUCCUGAGGCAGAUGAUGGAGGUUUCAACCCAGAAUGGGAGCAGCAACGAGACCGCAGGAUUGGGCCAAUUCAGUCAACCCAUGAAACACGAGCAGCAGUUCAGGCUCUUCCCACUAAUUCCCUAGCAAGCGAGGAUCCAGAAGAGAGAGGAGUUAAGCUUGGCUUAGGAGAUUUCAUAUUCUACAGUGUUCUAGUUGGCAAAGCUUCAGCAACAGCCAGUGGAGACUGGAACACAACUUUAGCCUGUUUUGUAGCCAUUUUAAUUGGCCUGUGCCUUACCCUCUUGCUGCUUGCCAUUUUUAAGAAGGCCUUACCAGCUCUUCCAAUUUCUAUCACAUUUGGGCUAGUUUUCUAUUUUGCCACAGAUAACUUGGUGCAGCCUUUUAUGGACGAAUUAGCUUCCCAUCAGUUUUAUAUCUAGCACCUUUUCAGCUGACCCACCUGCAGACAUUUUAUUGAAUUUAGCAAAUACAGGCGGGAGAAACUACCUUCCCCUCAUUUCCUAAAGCAGCUGCUAUGCUGGGCAUUAGUGGAUUCUUCUUUGUAAAAAUGGCCUCUUCACCGGCGGGUUUUCUGCCAUUCGACGGCAGUCAGUUGCAUCUUUUUUCAAAGAACAGUCUGUAGAAAAGAUGCCGUUGCUCUCAUCAGCAGCCCAGAUUGCUCAGCCUGGGGUUCCACCUUGCACCAACCAAGAACAUUGAGGAUUCAUCCACUGUUAAGCGGUAUGAUGAUUUAUCAAGCUGAACUGUCUGAUAAGUGAGGGUGACUCCAUAACAGAAAACUAUCAGCGCUUGUUAGCCUGAGGCCACUCAGAGAAGAGCAACUGGGAGGGAAGAAUGUUAUCUUGUUUAAAGGGAAAAAAAUAUCAAGCAAAUAAUAGUCUUUCACUUUUGUGUUAGGUUUUUUCUUUCUUUCUUUCCAAUUCUAAUUGUCAUACUUGCAGAACAGCCUAUAUCGAUCCUCCUUGCCAGAUCAGCACAGAACACACAUAUAGAUUCUUCUGCCAAUAUUUUUUUUUGGGGGGGGGGGAAUGUGGGGUACAGUAGGCAUAUCCUGGGAUCCUUUGUGUAAAAACAAAAUAUCCUUUCUUAUUAAGCUAUGUAAUCUAUUUCCUAGUAUUUCACCUUCCUUAAAGUAUGCUGAAUAUCCUUUCGGCUUUUAAGUGAGUUUUAUAAUUUAUUCCAUUGAAGAGGUGAGAAACUAAAAACCAUCAAAUAGCAACAGAACAUUGCAAUGAAAUCUUGUUGUUUUUUUUAAAAAAAAACAACAACAAACAAACCCCAACUUCAUCUUUUGUUCUGAAACUUUUUUUUAUUAAUCCUUGGGACCAUUUUAUUUUUAAAAAAAUGUGUAUAUGCAUGCACGUUGCAAUAUAAAAUUAAAAAGAUACAUACUAUUAACUGUCUCCCUCCCAGACUGCAAGGGAGCCAUCUUGUGGGAAUGAAAAAACACAUCUCCAAUGAAUAUACAUAGGGAAUUGUCAAAUAGGUUCUAUAAUUAUUAGAAGGUAGCUUAGCCUUGCUCAUAAAAUCAUUCAGAAAAAAUUGUGGGGUCGGGGAGGUGGCAUGGGAGGAGUAACUUAAUUUUACUGUGCAAUACAUGUAUUCUCUGUUCAAAAUAUUCCAUUCUGUUGAUUUUCCCCCUUCACUCAGACACCCCAAAACAACCCAUCAGCAAUCGGGUGCUUCCCUUAAACCCCAUUGCCUUUCUUUACUCAAUACAUGUUGAAAAUGUCAUGUUUUAGGCUUCAGAGGAAAUUGGAGCAUUUCUAUGUAUCUGCCUAGCUUGUCCUAAAUCACUGAAUUGCAUCCAGCUACCUAUUACAUUCAGUCAGUAAAAUGAAAUUUACACACACACACACACACACAUACACACAGAGUUACUAUUUUGUUUGUACUGAUACUUACUUGAGCAUCUUUCUUUGGUUUGUGAAACUGGGAUUGUAAAUAUAAGACUACCAAAGAAGACUGUCAAAGUCUGGUACGACUGCUAAGCUCAUCUAAGCACCGUUCUUGGCAUCACAAGUCUGCAGUGCAACUGCUGAUACUUUUAUCGCAGAGAUCAUUUGAGUCCUGAUCACCCUACAGGUUGCUCGUUGUCCACCCAUCAUCUAACACCUCAGUCAGCCAUUUUAGAAGUCCAUAUAAGCUCUCCGUGAACUUCAAAGAGCUUUUGAAAACAUAUUUAUAAUUAACAUCGGAGUCUCCGCUGACUUAUUGAGCCAUUUUUAGGUCCUAAUUCUGAAGGUGU
Molecule: messenger RNA, 3386 nt
Organism: Pseudonaja textilis
Lineage: Eukaryota; Metazoa; Chordata; Lepidosauria; Squamata; Elapidae
Gene: PSEN1
Product: presenilin 1
Biological process (GO): membrane protein ectodomain proteolysis; intracellular signal transduction; calcium ion homeostasis
Cellular component (GO): membrane; gamma-secretase complex
Molecular function (GO): aspartic endopeptidase activity, intramembrane cleaving
Source: RefSeq, a predicted model, not a curated record